Aspergillus sclerotioniger CBS 115572 is the source of this 788-nucleotide messenger RNA. RefSeq lists its product as uncharacterized. NCBI's taxonomy places the organism in Eukaryota, Fungi, Ascomycota, Eurotiomycetes, Eurotiales, Aspergillaceae. The coding region runs from base 64 to 660 and encodes 198 amino acids. The transcript is spliced from 3 exons. The record is from RefSeq and is a predicted model, not a curated record.
GGUCUGUACAAGUUACUUGACCUUGGAAAUCACCUUUUCAUUUUGUUCUCAUUAUACUGAACAAUGCCCCGAGCUUCUGGAAAUCGAUUUGUCCGGCCGAACAAUGAAAACGCCCCCGUCUCUCCUCCACACGAUUAUCCAGCCAGCAGCAUGUUCUCACCGGCCCUAAAUACUAGUACUACUAUGAGUGGUGCACAACCCUCCCCAAACCCUUGGGCAACCUUUGGUGGUAUGGAUAGUUUCAAUGAAGCAGCCAUGGGCCAGACCGGCCCUGGCGCGUUUUCGAGACCAGUCCUCGGAUCAGUUACCAUGGGUGCGGCUACCAAUCACACUGCCAAUCCGCAAAUGCAAGUCCCAUUUGAGGGCUUUGGAUCUCAAUUCUACCUUUCUCCUAUCAACUACGAUCCACGCAUCACAUUCACUGAAGCUCCUAUAACACGAGCAGCGUGUUACCCGUGUCGGUGGUUGGCCUGCACAAAGGUUUUCCAGAGAAAUAGUGAUCUCAUACGACAUGUCAACUCUCUUCAUUUAUCUCCAGGAUCCUACAUUUGCCCUCAGUGCGGGCACAUCUGCAACCGUAAGGAUAAUUUGAAAAGUCAUCUGCAAAACAUGCAUGGAAUGCAGCUGCAAGAGAGCCAUGCGGCGAUGUCGCAAAUAUGAUCUAUCAUAUGCGUCUCCGAUUCUUUGUUUACUUAUGGCGCACGUUCUCCUUUACCCGCUUGGGGAUCUGCGCCUAGUGAUUUCGGCUUUACCUUGUUAUUAAUUGUGUUUUUAGAUAUAAUAGACGG